This is a messenger RNA of Calypte anna (Anna's hummingbird), 966 nucleotides long. Its product is annotated as collagen alpha-1(III) chain-like. NCBI's taxonomy places the organism in Eukaryota, Metazoa, Chordata, Aves, Apodiformes, Trochilidae. The coding region runs from base 1 to 966 and encodes 321 amino acids. The record is from RefSeq and is a predicted model, not a curated record. The transcript has a single exon.
AUGCUGACACUGCCACUGCUGCCCUGCCCAGGGGACCCCACACUCCCCCCUCUGCCACCAGCACCCAGACAGCCCUGGCAGCCUCCCGGCUGUCCCGGUAGGGAGUUGGCAGCCGGGGCAGUGCCGCUCUCCCCGCCCCAGUGCAAAGGCCGCUGGGGCUGGAAGGAGAAGCAGUGCUGCCCACCCCACAACCCUGCCGGGAGCCAGGGGGAUCCCCUGCACCCCAUAGCACCUGGCCAACCCGCUGCCAGCUGGGGCACCCCGGGGAGCAGUCGCCGUGCUUCUGGUAACCUGAUGCUCAGCCGCGUCAGCACAGCCGGUGUGGGGCAGUGCCAGACAAUUCACCGGGGUGCCCCGACCACCCCGCUGCCCCUCCAGGACGGAACUCUAGCAUUAGAAGGUGCUACCUCUUCUCAGGGGUCCCCUAAACCACAACCCCGCUGGAAAUGGGUUCUGCCAGGGUUCUGGGAGGUGACAGGAGCUGGCUGCAUCCCCCAGCCCCCCACUCACCAAGGAACCAAGGGUCCGCCCCUAGGACAUGGUGGCCCAGGCCAUCUUAGCUGGGCCUUAGCACCCAUCACCACAAAAAGAGGGGAAUGGGGAGUGUCACACAAGGGACGGGGACAGCCGGGGACAUCCCCGGUCCCCCACCGCCGGCACAACCAGGAGCGAGCGGGAUACUCACCCCCCCGCGGGAAAAACCUGGGCCGGCUGAGCGGGCCUGCAGAGACCGUUCAUCCGACUGACUUGAAGAGAGGAAGGGAGAAAUACGUCAGCCGGGGGGGAGCCCACCCGGACUCGCCACCCCCACCCCACCGGCCAGGUCACCUCCCGGGGGUGGGGGAAGGCGAACCCCUGCCUCCCCCGCAGCGGGACAGGCCGGGCCUGCGGCCUGCACUGGGCCCAAAGCCGGGGACCGAGAGCCCGGGACAACCAGGCCCCGUCCGAGCUGGAGCCGAGGAGUGA